Messenger RNA from Gopherus flavomarginatus (Mexican gopher tortoise), 3068 nucleotides. RefSeq names its product caspase recruitment domain family member 9 (gene CARD9). The record is from RefSeq and is a predicted model, not a curated record. Lineage: Eukaryota; Metazoa; Chordata; Testudines; Testudinidae. Bases 140 to 1855 code for a protein of 571 amino acids. The transcript has 12 exons. Gene Ontology annotation, biological process: positive regulation of canonical NF-kappaB signal transduction; regulation of apoptotic process.
AGUCAUCUGUAUUGCAGAUGGACUAUUUAGGGAGGCUGCCAUGCCGCUGGGUUUGCUGGGAGAUGGGACAAAGAGCAUUGCCAUGCUGAGCCAGUGAGAGAAGGAGCCGAGGAGAGCCCGGGAGAGGAGGAAACACUUGAUGCGCAGAGCCAGACAAGAAGACCUGGCCUGCCAGUAUUUCUUGCUCUCCGCCAUGUCGGAGCAGGAAGAUGACGAGAUGUGCUGGAAUAACUUGGAGAACUUUCGGGUGAAGCUGAUCUCGGUGAUAGACCCCUCCAGAAUAACGCCUUAUCUCCGCCAAUGCAAAGUGAUUAACCAUGACGACGAAGAGCAAGUGCUUAAUGACCCCAGCCUGGUCGUCCGGAAACGGAAAGUAGGUGUCCUCCUGGAUAUACUUCAGAGGACGGGCCAGAAAGGUUUUGAGGCCUUUCUCGAGAGCCUUGAACUUUACUACCCACAGUUAUAUAUGAAAAUAACCGGCAAGGAGCCCAGCAGGGUCUUUUCAAUGAUUAUCGACACCGCGGGGGAGUCGGGCCUGAGCCAGCUCCUGAUGAACGAGAUCACGAAGCUGCAGAGUGCCGUGCAGGAGGAGAGGAGGAAAGCCCAGGAGCUCAACAUGUGGCUCCAUGCCAAGGAGGAUGCGCUCAAGGAGAUGCGGGUGAGGGACAGUGUGCUGCGGAAGCACCAGGAGAGGGCCCAGAGGAUGAAGGAGGAGAGGGACAACUUGGCUAAGGAGCUGAGGAAAUGCAAGGAUGAGAACUACGACCUGGCCAUGAGCUACGCCAAGCAGAGUGAAGAGAAGAACGCAGCCCUGAUGAAGAACCGGGAUCUGCAGCUAGAGAUUGACCAUCUGCGGCACAGCCUGAUGAAGGCCGAGGACGACUGUACACUGGAGAGGAAACACACAAUGAAACUGAAGCAUGCCAUUGAGCAGCGGCCGAGCCAUGAAGUGGUGUGGGAGAUCCAGCGGGAGAAGGAGCUGCUGCUGGCCAAGAAUCAAGAGCUGGAGAACACGCUCCAGGUCGCCAAGGAAGGGAACUUUGAGAAGAACAGCCUCUACAUCCAGGCUCUGGAGGCUGAUCGGAGACGGGCACUGGGGGAGCAUCAGGAGCUGGUGAACACCAUCUACAGCCUGCGCAAGGCGCUCCAGCAAGCAGAGGAUCUCCAGAACAAACAUGCGGAGGAGAAGGAGAUGCUGGAGCUGCAGUGCAUGUCCCUGAGGAAGGACUCCCGGAUGUACAAGGAUCGCAUUGAGAUCAUCUUGAAGCAGAUAGAAGAAGUGGCUGCAGAAAGAGACCAGGCACUGCUGACCCGAGAGCAGUUCCACAUGCAAUACUCCAAGAGCCUGGUCGACAAAGACGCCUACCGCAAAGAGAUCCGGGAGCUGGGGGAGAGGUGCGAUGAUUUGCAGCUACAGCUGUUCCAGAAGGAGGGCCAGUUACUAGCCGCUGAAGCCAAGCUGAAAAAGUUGCACCUGGAGCCACCCAUGCUGACUUCUGACCUCGAUGACGCCUCACCCAGGAGUUCCCAAGAGCUCUCUUUCCAUGGAAACCUGGAUGAGGACGCACUGCUGUCUGAUAAAAAAGAUCUCUCUGACGGUCGGGAUCAGCAGUUCAGUGCGUUAGAGAGCAUUCAGGGCCUGCCGUCAUCAACCGAGGGUGGCCCACCCAAUGGAGAGCUGGCUGAGAAGGAGCGGCGCCGGAUGAAGGACAGCUUUGAGCACUAUCGGAGGUCUGGCCUGUGCUCUCAGGACUGCUCUUGCCAUGUUUGCGUAACCUACUGGUCACUGUGUGUCAUGUCCCCUGCUGUAUCUGAUCCAUGGAGGAGGAGAAUCUGUUACUGCCUUCUCUUCUAGCUCAAGCCGUAGGGACUCGUGCAUUUAGUCCCAGAUGUGCCGAGCAAGUUGGCCAAAAUGGCAGCCGUUGCGUUGCACUGAAACAAGUGUGGAUGUUUUCAAACACACAUGUAUAUCAUGGCCUGUGUCGUAGGCUGCUUAGUGCCAUUGACCGAUUCCACCGUAGUUUAACAGAGUGGUACCCAGACGACAUGAAGCUGGGGGUGAUCACCUGAGUCAUGGGCAAUGGAUCACAACACCACUCACUCAGAUUUGUAGGGGGUCUGUGCAGGGGCUCAUGGGCCAUAGGAGUCAGGCUGCUGGUGAGGAAAAGGGGGUUCCUGAGAGGAGAAGGUGAGAGUCAGGUGACAGGGAUCUAUGCCCACCCCACCCCAGACUUUCAAUAGCACUCUGCAGUCCUGGGAACGCCAUACUUUGGAAAGUGCUGGCUUGGUAAGUUUGAUCUAUUUUACUAGCUCAGGGUUCCAGCCUGCUACAGCUGACACCAAAGACCAAGCUCCUAUUAAUGAGACUCAGGGCAGGUUUGAGCCCUUUCAAAACGAUAGCAAGCUGCUGAGUGCCUCUAUCUCCAUCUUUGGGUAUUGAAGGGACUGAGCAUCAUGUAAAAUGCAGAUCUUAAUUUGCACACUAAAUAGAAAUGACCCAAAAGGGCUAAAUGCUGGAGCAGAUUACAGGAAACGUCUAAAACCAUGUAGUGUUGCUUCUGUCAGUGGUAGUGUGCUGGGCUCUUAUGUAAUAUUUGUAUUCAAGAAGGAACUGAGAAUCAGGAAAUUCUUGUGUUCAGUUGUACUGUCCAUUGAGGAAUAUAGGAAUGGCUUUACUGCUCUAGACUAAACCCAAUAAGCUUCUGAUCACAGUCUAUAUUGAAUGCUUGAGGGGAAACCCAGAACACCGAUCACAAUUGUAGAUAAUUUAUUUGACAAAAAAGUUGCUCCAAUGAACAAUGUUGAUUCAACCAGUGCGCCCCAGAAGGUACAGGCGUGUGACACUGUAACAUGGAAGGAGACUUCUUCCUGACCUUCAGCAAGUGAUUACUUUGUGUCCUGGUGCAUGAAGAUAGAUAGGCCGCCUUAAUUUUUACUUUGGCCAGUGUCACUACAAAUGCACAGUCCUGUUUGAGUUCUAACUGAGCUUUUCCAGUUUGCUGGUUUAUGUGUAAUUGAAAAGCUUGUUGCUCGUGGAAUUUUGUUUUUCUCAUAAAUGUUUAACCUAA